Dreissena polymorpha is the source of this 1020-nucleotide messenger RNA. Its product is annotated as G-protein coupled receptor dmsr-1-like. Gene Ontology annotation, biological process: G protein-coupled receptor signaling pathway. The coding region runs from base 1 to 1020 and encodes 339 amino acids. The record is from RefSeq and is a predicted model, not a curated record. The transcript has a single exon. Gene Ontology annotation, molecular function: G protein-coupled peptide receptor activity. Lineage: Eukaryota; Metazoa; Mollusca; Bivalvia; Myida; Dreissenidae. Gene Ontology annotation, cellular component: membrane.
AUGGUGCACGGAUACAUAAGUCUGGUAAUCUGUGCUAUUGGAAUACCACUGAACAGUAUCAAUAUAAUUGUUCUAACUCGGAAGAAAAUGCAAACACCAAUUAACUGCAUAUUGACAUGGCUGGCUGUGUUCGAUAUCACAACAAUGAUAUCGUAUAUCCCAUUCGCAUUCCAUUUCUACUGUCAAUAUCCUGCGACGAAAAUAUCACCCAGCAAAAACAGCUCGGAAUGGAUGCAAUUUUUGCUUGUAUAUUUAAACAUUUCCGCUACGGCUCACACUAUAUCGAUAUGGCUAGCCGUGGCCUUGGCAAUAUUUCGCCAUCACCAUAUACAUUCACCAGCCAAAGGGAACCUUACAAGAAUUCGGCGAAUAAUUCGAGCAAGGCUGGUGGUCUGUAUAAUUGUGAUAUCUUCUGCUGUUGCCAUGAUACCAAACUACCUGAGUCACACUCUUAAGAAGGCACACAGUGGUGCGUACGUAUUCGAACCUUUGAACCUUGGUUCAGGAAAGGCGAAACCGAUAAUCUUGGUAGGGAUGAUUUUAUACAGUUGUCUUGCAAAAAUAAUCCCAUGUGUCCUUAUAAUUGUAUACGGAUCUCUUCUUGUGUUCACGCUGAACGGCUCACGGUUCAAUCAUACGAAGUCAUCAAUCGAUAGCACCGUUUCCGGUCGACAAUCAACACGGAGUACCCGUAUGUCUCGAACAACGAUUAUGCUUCUAAUUGUGAUCGUGCUAUUUUUAAUAACGGAGUUACCGCAAGGUGUUUUAAUACUGUUUUGUAUAUUAGAAGAAAACUUCUUUGAACAGAUUUAUAUCCCCUUAGGCGAUACAAUGGACAUAAUCGCCUUAGUAAAUAGCGGUGUAAAUUUCGUUCUGUACUGUACAAUGAGUCAGGAGUUUCGAAGAACGUUUAUUCGCCUUUUUUGUAGGCAGACUCUUAACGGAGGCACGCGCCAUGCCUAUGUAGCUUCGCACAUGAGAAAUGAGCAGUUACAUGCCACACUCGUUCAGCCUAAAUAA